This is a messenger RNA of Rosa rugosa (rugosa rose), 567 nucleotides long. RefSeq names its product probable LRR receptor-like serine/threonine-protein kinase At1g07650. The record is from RefSeq and is a predicted model, not a curated record. The transcript has 3 exons. The coding region runs from base 205 to 561 and encodes 118 amino acids. Lineage: Eukaryota; Viridiplantae; Streptophyta; Magnoliopsida; Rosales; Rosaceae.
AGAAACUCUAGAAUUGACUUUGGUGAGCGACCUCAUUCUAGGUCUUCCUCGUUCUCUCUAACCAAUUUCUUUUUUACCCCAUUACUUCUUUCAUAUAGACUUAUCAGUUCAAGUUCUCAGCAUUUUAUCUCGUCCUAGCCGGGAACUAGAGAUUCCCUUCAAUUGUCAAACGUUUUGGCCAUGUACACUUAAGCCGGCCAAAAUAUGAAGCACACAUUCUUCUUCCCAAGGCUUCUUGUUCAUUCUAUCUUGCUGGUUAUCUAUGCAAGCUUUGCUUUCGGAGCUACUCAAUUAUCAGAAGAUGAAGUACAAGCUUUAAAGAUCAUUGGAAAGACAUUGGGAAAGGACUGGGAUUUCACUGCAGAUCCUUGUAGCGAAGCAUCUGGAUGGAUUACUCCCUUAACAGACAGCGCAGCUGCGAACAACGUCACCUGCGGCAAUUGUACUACUGCUGGCGAUGAUCAGAUCUGCCAUGUUACAAGCAUAUCUCUGAAAGCUCAGAAUUUGGCAGGAACACUCCCACCAGAGUUGGCGAGGCUUCCCUAUCUACAAAUAAUGUAAGCACAC